UGUCCAAUAUUUCUCCUUCGUUUACUCCAGUGAUUGAUGGUUAUUUCUUACCCGACCACCCCGCAAAGAUGCUGCAAACCUACCCGCUUAAUGCCCAUCAGUUCUUCACGGGUACCACAAGGGAUGAAGGGUCCAGUUUUGCCGCGUAUUUACUUUCAGACAUGGAUGUCAAAGCAAGUUCCAUGAAAUCUCUAUUGAAAAUCAUGAACUGUUUUUGCGGUUAUUUGCCAGGCGUCAGUGGCAUUGUGGGUUCCGUACUUCAGCAUUAUCUUCCUUGGCCUUAUGAAGCCGGCAAUGAAACUGUCAUCUUACAAAUGUUUUCAGAGUUGAUGGGAGAUUAUUAUAUAACUGCUCCAACGCAAGUAAAUGCUGAUACACUCCAAGCCAGAAACAUCACAGUUUACUUUUACCAUUUCUCGUAUAUAUCGGAACUCAGCCAUUUCACUUCAAUCCUUCACGGCUCCGAACUCUUCUACUUGAUUGGCGCACCAUUAGGAGGACACGCUAACUUCCGUUACGAUAACAGGGACCGAAUGAUGUCCCGCUAUUUGAUACGUUUAUGGGCAACAUUCAUCAAACAAGGUUUACCCUCUUUGAUGUCGUUAAAAAACUUCUACAUUGACCGAUACACAACAGAGAAACCAAUCUACGCUCUGAUAACUAAAAACCAGCGUGGUGAACCUCACAUCGAAAUGAAUAUCCGUUUCAAACCCAAGAAAAUGGCAUUCUGGAACAAGAUAGUACCAGAAUUACGAAGACGUGAUUUACAUUUUGCAAAUUACGAGAAAAAUCCGUACGAGCGACGCCUGCCGCGAGACAGCAUCGAACCCGACCCGGCUUGGGGACUUAUGACUGCAUGUAUACUACUGUCCAUCUUAGUGGUUGUUCUUGCGGUGUUCUACUGUCGGACACGACAUCUUGUCAAAAGAUUAUUACGUCAAAGUAGCGUCUCUAGCGGAACUUGCAUGAUAAACCAUGUAAAUUAACCAGGGGAGACGACUAUUGAACGAUUUUGCUUAAUAUUUAAUUACACAGGCGGUCUGUCUGUUAGGGGCGAUUCAGUCACUUUCAAAGACAACUCUGUGUGUGUAUGUGUGUGUG
Messenger RNA from Octopus sinensis (East Asian common octopus), 1101 nucleotides. Its product is annotated as acetylcholinesterase-like. NCBI's taxonomy places the organism in Eukaryota, Metazoa, Mollusca, Cephalopoda, Octopoda, Octopodidae. The coding region runs from base 69 to 986 and encodes 305 amino acids. The transcript is spliced from 6 exons. The record is from RefSeq and is a predicted model, not a curated record.